CGGCACCUGCCGCAGCCCCGCACAGCCCUGGACAGCCCUACACAGCCCCGCACCGCCCGGCACAGCCCAGCACAGCCCUACACAGCCCCGCACCGCCCGGCCCGGCCCUCCCCCGGGCGGCAGCGCGCUCCCGCAGCGCCGCGGGUCAGCGUCGCCUCCCGUACCUGUUGCGCAGGGAGCCGGCGGGGCGGGGCGGGGAGAGGAGGGAAGGAGGAGGGUGGAGCGAGAGGAGCCCCAUCGCAGCAGCCCCAUCGCAGCAGCCCCAGGACGCGCCGGGCUCCCGGCCCCGUCUGGCGGGGAGGCGAUAGCCUCAAGGAGCCCGAGAUGGCGGACAGCGCCGCGGCCACCGCCGCUCCUCGGCCCGGCGUCAAGGGCUCGGCCGGGCCCUGGUGGAAAUCGCUGACCAGCAAGAAGAAGCUGAAGGAAGCGGCGGUGGCCCCGCCGCACCCCGCGGCCAGCGAGAGCCCCGCCGACACCCCCGGCCCCGACGGGCGGGAGGAGCAGCCGCCGCCCCUGGGCAGCGCGGACGCCGCGGGGAGCGGGGCCGGCAGCCGGCGGAGCCUCCGCGUGUCCCACUCGGGCCGCUUCAAGGAGCGGCGGAAGGUGCGCACCUCGCUGCUGGCCGACAGCCCCGAGGUGUUCGACGGCGGCGGCGCCCCGGGCCAGGCCGCGCAAGGGGCCGAGUAGCCCAGCAGGACCCUGCCGAGGAGCUGCCGCUGGAUGGGUGACAGCCCCACAGCUGGGCUUUCUCCCGAAUUUGCCCUAAACCAGGACGAACCCGCGGGUGGCAUGUGGGCAGCGCUCCCGAUCCCUGGCUGGACAAGCGGGGAGCCCGGCACCGCUGCCAGGCCCGGCAGUCGCGGGCUGCGUUACGUGAACACCGCCAAUACCAAUACGGGACCGUGUGAUUGUCUUUUUUAAAAACCACCAAUAAACACCCCACUCCCUGUGCUGUGGUGAGCGGACUCAAAGGUGCUAUCCCAAGGCCGAUGGUGGGUCUGUGAACCUUCCUGCAGCCCUUGCCAGGAGCCGACGUGCUGACUCAGGCCUGCGACCCAGCUCCUUCUGGCUCUCCAGCCGAGGAGGAGCUCUGCUGCUUUCAUCUCACUCUGUCUUAUCCAAGGAGGGGGGG
Messenger RNA from Oenanthe melanoleuca, 1132 nucleotides. RefSeq names its product proline rich 15 (gene PRR15). Lineage: Eukaryota; Metazoa; Chordata; Aves; Passeriformes; Muscicapidae. The transcript is spliced from 2 exons. Bases 325 to 687 code for a protein of 120 amino acids. The record is from RefSeq and is a predicted model, not a curated record.